Thrips palmi is the source of this 9379-nucleotide messenger RNA. RefSeq names its product protein capicua homolog. The coding region runs from base 413 to 7192 and encodes 2259 amino acids. Gene Ontology annotation, molecular function: DNA-binding transcription factor activity, RNA polymerase II-specific; RNA polymerase II transcription regulatory region sequence-specific DNA binding. Gene Ontology annotation, cellular component: nucleus. The transcript is spliced from 24 exons. Lineage: Eukaryota; Metazoa; Arthropoda; Insecta; Thysanoptera; Thripidae. The record is from RefSeq and is a predicted model, not a curated record. Gene Ontology annotation, biological process: regulation of transcription by RNA polymerase II.
GUCUUGUCUGCAACGGUUAAGUUGGAACCCUUUCGUCAAAGUGAAAAGCACGAGUUACCCUGAGACCGUGCCAGUGAACAAAAUGGGAACGGCUGCGAAGGACAUUUAAGCCAUGGUGGAAAACAAAGAGUGGAAAAAGACCUGUUCGGCCAGCGCCAGCCAGGGGCCAGGGCAGCCAGGGCUAGCUACUACAAUGAAUAGGCCAGGCCGAGUAGGCCUACUCGUACUCAUCGGUGUGUAGAAUGGUGCCCCCCGCGCUUCAUCUGGCCUCGGUAUACCUGCCGCCUGCAAGUCUCCGAACUGAUUUACUGGUCUGAAAUGUGGCAUUUUUCAUGUAUCUAAUGCCAACAUCAGAUCAAGUGUGGGAGGCUGUGACCUCAUGUUUAUUUAGAGGUUCUCAAGAAUUUCGGCCAUGCCAAACUUUGGCGGCCACCCAACAUACAAUCAUACUGGAGAAACAUACAUCCAGCAUCCGACUGUCACAGUUUACCAGAACUGUGCCAGUUCAGGACAGGGCAUGACUGCAUCAGUAGCGGCACAGUCAAAUACGCAGGCAAACUUAAACAUUUUAGCCAACUACAGCAGUAUGCAUCAAAACGGCGAUUUGACUCAAGAGUAUGUCAUGCAUCAGAGGGAAGAUGGUCAGCCGCAACCACUCUAUCAUUUAGUGACACAUCAACCUCAAGGGAACCCCACACACAACAUCAAUAUCAUACAGAGAGAAACCAGCCCUUCAACCAUCAUGAGUGUGGCUAAAUUACCCAAAAAGCGGAAGUAUGAUCCAUCUGAAUUAGAGGAAACUGCUAUUGAAUCAAAACCUUUCAACCAGGGCCUUCCCAUGUCGAGUGCUUCCACUCCCCUUGUAGUUGUUACUCCAUCUGUAUCUGUGUCUGCUCCACUGUCAAUAGAAAUGCCACCUCAACAGACUCAGAGUGUGGUGGUUGUAACUCCACAACCUAAUGCUGUGGACUACUCAGGAUUUACGAGUUCGACACCGAAAGCCCAGUACAGAGAGGUCCAUAUUCCACCUGAUCCUUAUUUGGACCAAUCAAUGGUGCUGCAUGGCAGCAUGGAUCAUUCUGAACACAACAGGCAUUCCACAAGCCAACGUAACACCAUUGACCUUCAAGAUUGGGUAGACAAUCCAUGUUUAGCAAAAAAAGAUAAUGUGUACGUGCCUGGUGUGAUCAAACAUGCUGAUGGUUCUGAUGUUGUUGUGGAAUUUGAAGAAGGCCAUAGAACGUGUUAUCGUGAUGUCUUUGGUGAAAGCAAGUACAGCAUUAUAAAUGAUGCCAGCCCUUCUGCUGCGUUGGUGAAUGUGGGAUCUCGCGUUUGUGUUCGAACUGACAGUAAUACAGCUGUGAGGGUGUUUGUAGAAGCGCAAGUAUGCGGAAAACUGACAAGUCCAGUCAGGUUUGUGGUGCGUUGCGUUCCUACAUCACUUUCUAAAGACCAUGUUGUUAAUCGUGCUGAUAUACGACUGCUCCUGCCCCCUUGGUGGGAGGAAAUGAACAAUGACGACCCCCCUUCCUCUUCUAUGAAUGGAGGUUUAGAUGGAGAAAAUGGAACCCAAAUAGCGCAACAUGGAGUGAUGACGAUAGUUCCCAAUUCAUCUGACCCACAUUCAUACUACAGGAAUGUUACAACAUCACCAAUGCAAAACAAUGCAACUCCUGUGAGCAUCCAUUCAAGCACAGCCAUGUCUAAUGGCUCCACAGAUGAUUUACGGCGUAGGCAUUAUGAUGAUUAUGGUGAGAGUGACGAUGAACUGAGAAGAGAGGACAUCCUUUUCACAUCCGAUGCGGAUGGUGGUAAAUUGUCUGGAAGCAGCAAGAGAAGUAGUAUGCAAAGCCGAGGAAGUACUUCGAGUCUUGCGGAUCAAGGCAGUAUAACCCCAAGAUCUCAGCCUACUACUCCAAGAUCUCAAGCAGCAACACCUCAUAAAUACAACAAAGGAGAUGUGGUUUCGACUCCAAGUGGAAUUAGAAAGAAGUUUAAUGGGAAGCAGUGGCGGAGGCUCUGCUCGAAAGACAGCUGCACGAAGGAAAGUCAGAGGCGAGGGUACUGCUCAAGGCAUUUGAGCUUGAAGGGCAAUAGCCUGCGGCCUGGUCCAUCGAAUGUGCCAAGGGGCAGAGGAAUGGGUAGCCUUGAUGGGGAGGAUACAUCAAGAGAUUCCGACACCUCUCCCAGUUAUCCCAGAGUAGCAGGAAGAUAUGAAUCUGAUGAGACAGAGGCUGCUAAUAUGCUUGUUUCAUUGGGUAGCUCUCGCUCUGCUACACCAUCUUUCUCUUCUCCAACAGGGCAGGGUUCAUCCCCAUGUAUUAUUCAAUCCCCUGUCACUGUGGGACCUCAUACUAACGUGUUCAUGCCAAUUAGUAGUCCUGCUUCCGGAGCUGCCAACUCUCCAAUGAUUGGUGGAAGUGGAAACACAUUGAUGCCACCCAGGCAGACCAGCCUUGUGUCACCUGGAGGUUCAACCAGCAAGUGGAAACAACACACAUCGCCUGUACAAGCACAUUUCAUUGGAAAUGCGUAUUCUCAGCCUUUGGUCAGGCCAGAACUUGUCCGUCCUACUCAGUCAGUUGUUCACCAGCCGCUGGCAACCACGGGACAGCCAGUAGCGGCAACAAGUGUCAUAAGAAUGUCACCAAGCACAGUGAAGGGUGGUCCACAUAUCACGUGGAAGGCGGAACAGAUACCUGGCCAACAAUAUUCUGAUCCACCUAUCAUAACAGUGGCUCCAGUGUCAACUAUAGUCAGUCACUAUCCCACCAACUCAGCUGUGACUACUAUUUCUCAACCUCAGCCAGGAGUUAUCCUUCAGCAGGCUUUGACCAAUUCGACGAUUGGAGCCCUGCCCGCGGAAGCACCCAGUACAAUAGUGCAGCACACAUCAGAUGCUGAGCACCUGAGUCGACCUGCUAAAGCCCCACUAAUACUUAUUCAGCAUAGUCAAGCUAUAACUCACCAUGCCCAGCAGCCAACACCCCAGCAACAGCAACUCCAUCAGCUCCAACAACCCCCCCAGCAGCAACCAACCCAACAUCAACCACCGCCGCAACCAGCACCUCAGCAACUAGCUCCUCAGCAACUAGCUCCUCAGCAACUAGCUCCCCAGCAACUGCCUCCCCAGCAACUGCCUCCUCAGCAAGUGCCUCCCCAGCAACUACCUCCUCAGCAACUAGCUCCUCAGCAACUCCCUCCCCAGCAACUAUCACCGCAGCUACUACCACCCCAGCUACUACCACCUCAGCAGUUACCACCCCACAAACUGCCACCCACGCUACUGCCACCCCAGCAGCUAUCAACUCAACUGGAAGCACCUCAGCAGCUCUCACCACAGCAGCUCCCACCCCAACAGCACUCACCCCAGCAGCAUUCACCCCAGCAGCAUUCACCCCAGCAGCACUCUCCCCAGCAGCAUUCUCCCCAGCAGCACUCACCCCAACAGCACUCACCCCAACAGCACUCACCCCAGCAGCACUCACCCCAGCAGCACUCACCCCAGCAGCACUCACCGCAGCAGCACUCACCUCAGGACCAAUUGCCGCAGCAGCUCAGCCAGGAACCUCAGCCUCAAGAACAGCAUCAACCUCAGCAUCAAUCCCAGCACCAGCAGCAACUUAUUCACUUCCAACACCCAUCAGUAGUCAAUCAACUUGAUUCACCUCAUAUUCAGCAUCAUAGCAGUGCACCAGAGAAGAAUAUUCCCAUAAUUGUAAAAUCGGAACCGGAGCCUGGGCAGGUACAUCAGGUGCCCCCUCAGCAUUACCCAACGAUAACUGUAGCCACAACUUCAGUUGUUCAAUCAAGAAUUGCCCUGGUCGCUGAACCACAGGCUCAAGUUAACAGUGUAGCCAAUGCUCUUCAUCCAGUCAUUGUGGCUCCAACUCAGCUUUUACCACUGAUUCAGCUAUCAAAGGGUCUGAAAGAGAAGAAUGGCAUUCUUGCCUUUAGUCUUCCUGACCAGCAGGCUCCUGUUUAUCCAUGGGACACACUGCUGCCUGUCGUCGCUCAAGCAACCUUAAGUGGUAACAUUUCUUCAGUAGGAAAAGCAUCACCCCCUGCUUCAUCAGCGUCACACUCAGUAUCGACUGCAAACAACAUACAGGUUGAUGCCGAAGAUAUGGAAGGUUUGCCUGAUCUGGUGCAAACAACUGAAGAGGAUGAUGAUGUUUUUGAAGCAGAACCUACUACACCUGCUGCUGAUUCUGAUGUAACUACUGCUCCUGUGGCAGGAAAGAGACGGACUCAGUCUCUUAGUGCAAUUCAGAGUGGAAAGGAGCCUCAAAGUCCUCUAAAGCAAACAAAGGAAAGAAUACGUCGACCCAUGAAUGCAUUUAUGAUAUUCAGUAAGCGACACAGAGCUAUGGUUCAUCAGCGUCAUCCUAAUCAAGAUAAUCGUACUGUUUCAAAAAUCUUGGGUGAAUGGUGGUAUGCCCUUGGAGUCGAGGAAAAGCAAAAGUACCAUGAGCUGGCAACAGAAGUGAAAGAAGCUCAUUUCAAGGCACAUCCAGAAUGGAAAUGGUGCAGUAAGGACCGAAGAAAGUCGUCCACAAGUUCCCUGAAAGGUGAAUCUGGUCAAAAGGGAUCUGGGUCUGAAGGAGGCAGUGAAGGAGGCACACACCCCCCAUCUGUAUCAAGUCCAGGCCCUGAUGCGGGUGGACCUGUGAAGGAGGAGGAAGUUGUAGAGCAGGCACCAGAUACAGUUUCGAAGAAGGAAGUAAAGGCUGAAGCAGAUGAGGCAGACUUCUCAGAUGACGACCAAAUGGUAAUUUGUGAAGAACCCACUAAUGAAAUAGACCUCAAGUGCCCUGAAAAAGUGACAGAUUCAGAUUCUGAGUCCCAAAGUGACGUUGAACCACUUCUUGAAAACAAGGCGUUUCCACAACAGCGUUUCAGUCCUGUGUCUGGUGUGGGUGGAAUUUCUGUUGGAGCAGCUGGCGUUAAACAUGUUCCCAGUGCUUGUCGACCAAAACCCAUCAGAGUUACGCAAGGGGGCAUGGAUGUCUCUUCUAAGCUUCAUGGCUCUAAUGGUGACAAACCAGGCUCAACAGAGGGCAUCGCUUAUCCAUACCACUCCCCAGUAAACCCAAGAGGUGUCACAGGUUUCCAACCAACUGGUGGGGCAUUUAAGACAAUGCCAGUAUCACCUAAAGUUGUUAAGCCAACAGUAGACCAAGAAAGCUGUUUCCCACUCUCCAGUAACAGUUCAUCAAAUCAGAAUCAAAUCCGAAACAAACAGCCUUUGACCUUAGCAUGGAGUGGCUCAACUGUUACUACAUCUGACUACACCAACUCAACCUUCUCCUCCAAUAUAAGUCAAACCCAACCACAGUUGCGGACUGUGACAAGUGUCCCUGCCUCCUCGGUGGUAGCUUGGGACAGCGCCGCUCCUAUCACCACAGUGUGCUCUGUCAACAUAAUGCCUGUCUCCAGUCAAAAUGAGGCUUGGCAAAUGCAACAACUAAAACUCAAACAACCAUCCAAUAGCAUUUCUAAGCUGAUGGACGCGGACUCAAACUCACCUGUGAACAAUACCAUCACCAUCAAGUCGAAUGAACCAUUGAUUCAGCAAACUAAACCCACACAAAACCACAAUAAUACUCAUAACAUGCAGAUUGAUUUAAUUCUCAAUGGUUCCAUCAAAGUUUCUGAAGAUCAAAUCCCUAUCAAAACAAUUUUGCAGAGUAUUCCUGACCGAGCACCUCAGUCCUAUAUUGUUGUAAGAGGACAACCUGGUUCUCAAGAUUCAGAUGUUCAAUACCUGGUUCCAACUAGGCAAUUGUUCACCCAAGGGGGCUUCCAAAUACCACUUACAGAUGCUCGACAGACUUCAUCAAUUCCACUGAUGACUUCAUCCGUUGAAACCCCCACUGUCAUUGUCAGUAAACCCGGAUUGUUUACAUCUACGGUACCAUCUACUUUUAUGACCACCAGUGGCACCCAGCAAGAAAGGAAUCCAAUCUCCACAAACAACCCUUCAUCUGCUAACUCCAUACAUCCCCAAGGUUCUUAUUACUUAGAAACAAAAGAUGAGAAGCAAACUGCACAAAGGCCACAUCCCCAAAUUUCUAAUGAUAGUGCUGUCAUACUGGAAGAAAGGACCAUUAGCAAUAAUAACAACAAUUCUUCUGCAGAGUCCAACAAAUCUUCAAUGAUGUCUUCCAGUAAUCAGGAACAUGAAGAGAGUCUUCCAAAAGCCUUGGCUGAUCUCACCUCCCAGCCUGUCACUGAGACUGGGCCCCAAGAAACAACUACAUUUGUACUUGCACCAACCCCUGCCCAGCUUGGCAAAGCUCCUUUGCAGAGGAGGCAAUCGAUGGUUGUGCCUACAUCCAGUAACAGUAAUGCACCAAAUGAGGUACCUUCUAGUACGUCAUUAACCAACAAUCAGAUCCCAUCAGUACUGGAAAAUCUCAACAAACCCUCUGAGUCAUCCUCUAUUGUAAACACACCUUCAUCAGCAUUACCAUCGCCUGCAUCCAAAAAGAACUUCUUCAGGAAGACUGUUGAAGAUGGCAUGGAUAGAGUUUUAGAGCAAGUUAAUUUUGAAGUAAAGUUUUCAUCUUUACCCAAGUUUAGACCUGAGGAAUGUCAGUCGCCCAGUGCUAUAUCAGUUACAUCCAGUCCAAUGUUCCAAAACUUGCGUAAAAUUCAAAAGCCAACUCCAACUGAAGAAACUGUAGAGUCAGAUGUUUCUGUUCCUCCUACUCCAAAAUCGGGCAAGCUUGUGGGCAACACAUUCUUUGGCCCCGACUUCAAUCCUGAAGCAUUUAACCGAGGUCCUGAACUCAGUGAAAGCAUUGAGGGUGGCUCUCCCAGGACUCCAAAAACACCAGGAACUGGUAGAGAGGUAGAAAAAGGACACCGCAAGGUCCUUGAGCAGAGACGCAAGCUUGUCAUGCAACUUUUCAAUGACCAUGGACUUUUCCCUACAACAGUUGCUACAAGUGCUUUUCAGAGCGAUCAUAUUGACAUCUUCCCAACUAAAACCAGUCUGCAGUUGAAAAUUCGUGAAGUUCGUCAGAAAUUGAUGGCUCACAAUAACUCUUCAGGGGGCCCAUUAAAUAGUCCUUUACCCUCUGGUUCAGAAUCAGCCUGCACCACUCCUGGUUCGUCAACUCUGACUCCCCAUCACAUAACCAACUCCAACUCUGCAAUAUCCAUUCCGGCUUCCUCUAGCAGUUAGGUGUUUGCCCCUAAAAGCUUAGGCAGACUUGUAUUUCUUGCUCUGGGACCAAGCAUGCUGAUGUGACGCAUGUCCCACCAAGCCCUGUCAGUGUUGUUAAUUUUGCCAACCUUGCCUCCUUCCCAUCAAAGUGACUAUUAUUAUCUCUGUUUUUAUUGUUUUUACUUGUGCAAUGUUUAUAUUUGUUGUAUUGCUGCAGUGCUAGUGUUUAGACUGAUGUGAUAACUCUUUUAAUUUUAAUCCCUGCUUCCAUUGCCCUUUUCAGUAACAUCAUUCAUUCGCUUUUAUAUGACGUUCUUGCUUUCAUUGUGUAUAGCAUAUUUGCAUUAUUGAUUGAACCACUUUUUUUUAUAUUUUUGACAAAACUUUAAAUUUGGUCAUUCAGUUAAAGUGUUUUUGUAUCUGUUUUCAUAAAUGAUCUCUCGACAAAAUUGUUUCUUUUCCCAUGCUUUAUGCCCCUUUAACCUUUCCUUUCUUUCCCAAAAAUUUGUAGCUUUGUAAGGAAAGAAAUUUUUUGCAUUUGCCCUUAUGUUUUAUUUGGCUUUGUCACCUUGGUUGGGGCCACUAUUUAGUGUACUAACACUGUUCCUGUAUUCUCUGGCAAUCUCUAAUUAAUCAAAGGAAGUUUAAAAAUGUGGUGGAACUUGAUCUUGAUCCUUAGGAUUGUUUAACCCUUUGAUCCUGUGGAUUCCUGUUGUUCUUGUUGGUGAAACCGUUGCUUACUUCAUCAUGUAUUAGAAUUAAUUGUUGACAAAUGGAGUACUCCAUUCAUGUUUUUUUCUUUAGGCAGAGAAGAAAUUAAGGUGUUAUUUUUUUCUUUUGUUAAACAUGUUUAAGGUAUAAAUCUUACUGAUCUGUUUUUGUUUAAAUCGACAUGAUGUACCCUCCUUCAUUAGAGAAAAAAAUGAUACAACUUAUUGUAUAAAAUGUAUAUUUUAUUUUAUCUGCAUGUUUUAAUUAUUUCAAAUUUUUAUGUAUGUACAUAUAUAUAUAAACUAUGAUGAACUGGUAUAAACUACCCUAGCAAAAUGAGCACAAGUGCUCUGGGAUCUUUAUUUAAUAAUAGCACCAAUGUUAUAAGAAAAGAGUUAUUAUAUAUUAACAGUGUUAUUUGUCUUUUGAGUAUAAUUGUAGCAAAGUGCUUGUUUUAUGUUAUAUUAUCAGAAAGUGAUUGUUUAAUGUUAAUGUAUAGAUGAAACUUGUAAAAUUUGUUACUAUUACUUAUCUAGACUGACUGCUCUUAUUUUAAUAUAGCAGUAAUGAGUGUAAUCCACUAAAGGAUGCCAAUUCCACAAGCCACUCUAGAAACCACACAGUUGCAUUUGACCUGAGACAAAGUCUUCUGAAGGAAACUCCUGGGUAACUACUUAACAUGAAAGAGAAAUAUUAUUUUCUAAGUAGCUCCAGUCCUGUCCAAGAAGUUGUUAUGGUUUGAGGUAAAGGUGAUAACUCUAUGUUUGAAACCCGUACUCUAUCUUUUGACAUUGGCCGGGCACCUGUCUCUGCUUUUUCAAUGUACAGAAAUGUACUUUUGUGUCUGUGAUGACUAAGGCAUCUGUCAAGGCCGUGAGAUGGUAAAGAGGUUUCAAUUUUUAGUGAUGUUUUGUAUAUAGAUGAUGGGUUGGAUGUGGCAUGGGGUAUCGGCAGUUUUUGGUUGAGCACUUAGUUAAUUAAAUAUUAUAAGGAAAUGUGAUUCUCAGAGAAUCAAUACAAAAGCAACACACAUGUGUGGCACUGAUGCGAGAAGAUGAACACUUGAGAUUUUAUUUAGUCUGUUGUAUGAUUAUUUGUGCUCCUUUAUUUGUUUAGACUAAAUGAAGUGUAGGAUUCUGCCUUGAUUGUCUCUGAAAAUUUUAAGUUGUUGACUUGUCCACACUUGAUUCUUUGUUGAAUGGCUCUCCACAUUUCUCUAAACAGAUCUCAUUUAAUUCACUGAUAUCUACUACUGUAGUACACUGAAAUAUAGAUGUUUGGAGAUGCCAUCCAUACCUUGCACGGUGGUUACAUUCUCAUCAGAUAAAAAUUGAGCAAACGCAUGAUUUAUUUAACAGACUAGCUUGAAAGUUCUGUUACAUAAAUGAUCAACCAGCUGGCUGGACUUGCCAUAUUGCUUAUGUCAAAACAAAUCAAGCCACUGCUACCUUCACUGUGCCUUAAAGGAUCAAUAAAUGGAAUUAUCCAUGCAAA